Apodemus sylvaticus (European woodmouse) is the source of this 1345-nucleotide messenger RNA. It is a transcript of the gene Vma12, whose product is annotated as transmembrane protein 199. The record is from RefSeq and is a predicted model, not a curated record. Gene Ontology annotation, biological process: vacuolar proton-transporting V-type ATPase complex assembly. Bases 56 to 682 code for a protein of 208 amino acids. Gene Ontology annotation, cellular component: endomembrane system. The transcript is spliced from 6 exons. NCBI's taxonomy places the organism in Eukaryota, Metazoa, Chordata, Mammalia, Rodentia, Muridae.
CGCCGGUGGGCGGAAGUCCGAGUUUGGGAUCACCUGAUCAGAUAGUGAGGUAGAAAUGGCGUCCUCCUUGCUUGCAGGCGAAAGGCUCGUUCGCGCUUUGGGUCCUGGCGGAGAACUGGAACGAGAGCAGCUCCCCCGGAAGCUGCGUGCCCAGCUCGAGGCUGCUCUGGGAAAGAAACACGCGGGCAGUGCUAACAUCACGGACCCCCGGCGCCUGGUUUCCUUCCGUCUGAUCCGAGAUCUGCAUCAGCACCUGAGAGAAAGAAAUUCCAGGCUAUACCUUCAUGAACUCCUAGAAGGCAGUGAAGUCUACUACCCGGAGAUUGUGAAGCCUCCACGGAAUCCAGAGCUAGUUGCCCGGCUAGAGAAGAUUAAGAUACAGCUAGCCAAUGAGGAGUACAAGCGGAUCACUCGCAAUGUCACUUGUCAGGAUGCACAGUGUGGAGGAACUCUCAGUGAUCUGGGAAAGCAAGUGAGGUCAGUGAAGGCUCUGGUCAUCACCAUCUUCAACUUCAUUAUCACAGUGGCAGCUGCCUUUGUCUGCACUUACCUAGGAAGCCAGUAUAUCUUCACAGAAAUGGCCUCGAGAGUGCUGGCUGCAUUGAUCGUUGCCUCGGUGGUAGGUCUGGCAGAGCUGUACGUCAUGGUAAGGGCAAUGGAAGGAGAACUGGGCGAGCUGUAACUGGUGCUUCACCAUCAGAGUCUGAAAGAAGUUUGGGGAGCCCCAGGCUGUCCAUCGCCCAUCACUGACUCCCAGUUAACCCAUGAUGCCCUUUGUAUUCAGCUCCAGUUAGUCAGAGGACCAGGCCAGGUUCUCUGGGGAGCCCUGUCUGCUGUGAAUUUCCUUGGGGAGGAAUAGAGGAGAUACAGACAGUGUUUCUUUAAAACUAAAAGAACUGAUCUCAGUAACUUCUGAGUCCAGUGCCCAUCUGCCUUUGCUGGUCCAUUCUGCAGUCUACUGAGUCUGGUUUUUCUUGUUAGAAGUAAGUAGAAUCCAGGCCUGUCCCCCAAAUGGACUAUACUACCUUGAACUGGCCCAGUAGUCAGAAGACAGGCAUCAGUAGAAGAAAAUCCAGUUGGUACAGAAUGGUGGAUGAUAGAAACCAGGCAGCUAACUCUUUGUAGAAAAGGAAAUUAUAUCAGGCCAUUUACCAGAGGUCAAACAUGUCCCGAGAGAAAUCAGAUGAUCAGCUAUGGCCCUCAUGUUAAAUGGAGCCAAAGAUGUCUACAUUGUCCCAUUGUCUUUGUGAGGUUACACUUUUCAGAACUUAGAUAAGUUAGAGAAUCUGUUUAAGGCACUUGAAAGAUGUUAUUUAUUCAAUAAAUAUUUAUCGUGUUCAGUGUA